UCCGUGCCUAAGUUUAGCCACACCCAGGAGCUAGUUAGGUGAAUAGUGUGGGACAUGCGCAGGAUUUUAGCCCGUGAACUGGGAGGUGCUCCAGAGUAGGCUCCAUCUGCAAAGCUCUAGCAAUGGAGAGCAAAUACUUCUACUUCGACCUCGACUAUUACGGGGUAAGCUUCUAUGAGGAAGUAAUAGUGACUGAAUCUCAGCAGAGGGCUGAGGCCAGGGCAGCCCAUUGUCACUUUGGAAGAGGUGUAAGAGACCUGCAUGAGCUGGGCCAGGACGACCACCCGACCUUUAAAUACAAGCAACCUUACAGCUCUAAAACAAGAAAGGAAACACAAGCCCGUCCCAAAGAGCCCACGAAAGCAGCUGGAGCAGUUUCUCGUCGCUCCAACAACAGGCAAAUAAAAAACAAGAAGUUCACCAAUGCCCAAAUGUGUGAACUAGAGAAGGCUUUCCAAGAGACCCAGUAUCCUGAUGCACACCAAAGAAAAGCACUUGCAAAACUUAUUGAUGUGGAUGAAUGCAAGGUGAAGUCUUGGUUUAAAAAUAAUAGAGCUAAAUACAGGCGAAAACAUAAGGAGUUACUACUUAGCAAUGCUACAUCUGGAACCUCGAACAACUUUUCGGCUCAGAUGAAAGAAGACCCCAAGAGUAGUACCUCUCUUCCUGAGGAGCCCAUAGGGUUCAUCGUGUGCCAGCAACAUCUUGGCAAAUCCUGCUGGUCAUGAAGAGAUUGUUUUGUCACAUAUAAUAGCAAUAAAGGAGAUGUUCAUCCAAA
This is a messenger RNA of Mus caroli (Ryukyu mouse), 778 nucleotides long. RefSeq names its product retinal homeobox protein Rx-B-like. NCBI's taxonomy places the organism in Eukaryota, Metazoa, Chordata, Mammalia, Rodentia, Muridae. Gene Ontology annotation, biological process: regulation of transcription by RNA polymerase II. The record is from RefSeq and is a predicted model, not a curated record. Gene Ontology annotation, molecular function: RNA polymerase II transcription regulatory region sequence-specific DNA binding; DNA-binding transcription factor activity, RNA polymerase II-specific.